AUGAGCGGCAACGGUGACCGCCCGCGCGGGUACGUCGACCCCGACUUCCCCAACCCCGACGGCGAGUGGGACACGCCCAUCAUCAUCUACGGCUACACGCCCGCCAUCGCCCUCUCCGCCUUCGCCGCCGCCUGGUUCUUCCUCUUCCUCGUCGUGCACACCUUCCAGACGGUGCGCCUCCGCAGCUGGUGGUUCGUCACCUUUUCCGUCGGCCUGCUCUUCGAGAUUGUCGGCUACGUCGCGCGCUCCCUCUCCGCGGAGCGCGACCCCUACCACCUCAUCUACUUUGUCCUCAACUACUUCUUCAUCGUCACCGCGCCCGUGUUCCUCGCCGCGGGCAUCUACACGGUGCUCUCGGCGCUGAUCCCCCGCCUCGGCAGCCGCUAUGCGUUUCUGCCGCCCAAGGUCAUCCUCGCCUUCUUCAUCACCUCGGAUGUCAUCUCCACCGUCGUGCAGGUCGCGGGCGCGGCCCUCAUCGGUGUGCGCUCCUCCCGCCGGCAGGACCCCACGACGGCGAACAACAUCCUCCUCGGCGGCCUAGCGUACCAGGUCUUCGCCAUGGGCGUCUUUGUCAUUCUCACGGCUACGUUUCUCGUGCGCGCGCGCCGCGCCAUCAGAGACGCGGGCCUGACCGUCUUUUGCGCCGUAUUCGCGGUCGUGACGCUGCUGGUGUACCUGAGAACGACGUUUCGCCUGGCGGAGACGGCAGAGGGCUUGUAUGGAAAGCUGCAGACCAACGAGGUGUACUUUGCGUGCCUCGAGUUUGCGCCCAUUGCGCUGGCCGUGCUGCUGUUCGCCGUGUGGCAUCCGGGACGGUGCGUCGGGAACAGGGUGCGGGUGACGGACGAGGAGAAGCGUCGCUAUGCCCCGACUGCAUUUUGA
This is a messenger RNA of Purpureocillium lilacinum, 882 nucleotides long. RefSeq lists its product as uncharacterized. The record is from RefSeq and is a predicted model, not a curated record. Gene Ontology annotation, cellular component: membrane. NCBI's taxonomy places the organism in Eukaryota, Fungi, Ascomycota, Sordariomycetes, Hypocreales, Ophiocordycipitaceae.